AUGGAUGCUGGUCUGACGGAUGAAUCAGAAAUCAUGGAUAAAGGUAAUUCGGAUACGUCAGAGAUCAUGGAUAUGGAAAGCAUAGAUAAUGGUGCUGACAAUAGUACUAGUGCUCCAGAUACGACAGAAAUUGUAGAUAACGGUGCUAACUCUUACAUCGUGCAUAGUACUUAUAGGGAUAUGUCCAUUUCAGUUGUCAUAGAUAAUCGUGUUCCAGAAAAGUCACUUAAUUCAGCUAUCACGGAUAAUGGUGCUCCAGAUAAGUCAGAUAUCGUAGAUGGUGCGCACAAUUCGUCAUUGGAUACAAAUUUAUGUAGUGGUACUUGCCUAACGUCCAGUGAUAUAGAUGAGAGUCCUCAGCAACCGAUUUUGAAGUUCUACGACCCAAAAAAAUUUGGAAGUGAAUCUUUUUCUAGAGAUUUCAACCCAGCCUGGUACAAACGAUAUCCAUGGCUGAGCUACGACUUUGAACCUAAGAAAGCGUGCUGCUACCCAUGCCAGAAAUACUUGAAUGCCCACGAUUUCACGUUUGACAAUUGGAAGAAGCCAGAGCAUCUUACUAAACACCACAAGAGUGAGAACCAUCAAACGGCCAUGGCGAAAUGGAUUGAUAGUAGAGCAAAUAAGAAGAGAAAUACUUCAAUACUGAGCAAACUCCAGGAAUCACACAAGCAAGAUGUGAAGGAAAAUCGUGACUACCUGAAAGUUAUCAUUGAAUGUCUCAUGUUUACGGCCCAGCAGAACAUCGCUCAGCGUGGUCACGAUAAACAACGUGAUGGUUUGAGUAAUAGCAGUGAUGUAAAUAGAGGUAAUUUUCUGGAACUAAUUCACUUGCGGUGCAAGGACAUAGCUUGGCUAAAGGAUAAACUCGAUAGCAGCUUCAGAAGCACGCGCAGUGGACAUCUCCCGUGA
Messenger RNA from Pocillopora meandrina, 912 nucleotides. The record is from the annotation of a GenBank genome assembly. NCBI's taxonomy places the organism in Eukaryota, Metazoa, Cnidaria, Anthozoa, Scleractinia, Pocilloporidae.